AUGGAAAAAGUCUGGUUCAAGCUACGUCAAACCGAUCAUUACCCUCCCCCAGAAGAUACUAUCCUUCUCGGCGACGGAGAUGAUUUGGAGGCGUCUAUAUGCCUAGGCCACUAUGUUUCAGGUCUUAAAAACCUCGACUUUCCGUUGAACCGUGGCUCCAUUCUGCCCUUUCCUCGCCUGAUGACCGUUCACAGAAACACUGUUCUCAAUUUCUCAUGGAAUGACAGCACAACACACGCACCAGGAAUUACCCUUGCUGCCGGUAUACCAGUACUUGCUACCGCUGGAAUAACCGUCAAGGCAAGCCUACAAACUGCCUUUAUGCAAACCGUUGAAAAUCAUGAGUCAUAUGAUCGGCUUGACACGUAUACGGUCCAGCCAACCGCGAGCUAUAUCGAAAAUUGUCUAGAUCGGGAAGAGCUGAAAGCUUAUGUGAAUGGCAGACCGUUUUGGUCCAUGUUCAUGAUUACAGGCAUCAAGGUUGCCCGCACCGGGACAAGAGAAACGAGAGAAGAAAACGCUCUAGUUGUUGACGUUGGCCCACAACUGGACGCUUUUGGUCUUGCUAGUUUGACAGCUACUACAAAUAUCAAGCGGGCUACUUCAAAAAGCGCUUCUGGGAAUUACACGAGAGAUUUUAUCUGGGCUAUUCGACUUGCAAAAGUGCACAAGGGGCUUUUGGUGAGGGAUUGGUCUGUUGCCGCAUAUACCAGGCGAGCCACAUUUGACGAUAAGGAGGGUGAUGCAGAUGUUGAGAGUGCUCUGCAGAGUGAAGGAAUGGACGAGUUUCAGAUUAUUGAUGACAAUGACCUGGAUGAGGCCAUCGUGCUGAACGAACAGUUUAUCUCAUGA
Molecule: messenger RNA, 852 nt
Organism: Fusarium pseudograminearum CS3096
Lineage: Eukaryota; Fungi; Ascomycota; Sordariomycetes; Hypocreales; Nectriaceae
Exons: 2
Coding region: 1-852 (283 amino acids)
Source: RefSeq, a predicted model, not a curated record